Cercopithifilaria johnstoni is the source of this 906-nucleotide messenger RNA. Lineage: Eukaryota; Metazoa; Nematoda; Chromadorea; Rhabditida; Onchocercidae. The record is from the annotation of a GenBank genome assembly.
AUGUUAUGGAACACUCGAAGAGACAUUUUAAACAUAGCAUCAAUUAUACAGCUAUUUUUCUACUUAAUUCCAUGUUUUUGUUUUGGAUCGAUACCAUUAUGGCAUUGUAUUCCAACUUGCGUUCAAGUCCCGAUAAUAAGACAACUGGAAUUAUCGCCAUCAUUAUCAUUUCCACCUUUAUCAAUGUCGCGCGGUGAAGAUCACACAAAACAACAACAGAUUCAAUUGCAAUCGCAGAAACAAUAUAUUUUAGGCGACAACCAUCGAAAGUAUUACAGUCCAUUAGGUGAUUUUUAUCAAUUCAAUGGUGUAAACCUCCCGCAACAACAACAACAACAAUAUGAUGAAGACGAGUCGUGGCAACCUUUUCACCAUAGUGAUGAACCAAUCAUAUAUAUCGCUGAAACAACACCUAAUCCAUAUGAUGAAAUUGUCGAUGGAACAAGACUGAUACCGAUACAGCAUCAACUUUUACCUAUGUUUAAUCACUAUGAUGAUGAUUAUGAUAUAUCGAAUCGUACAACUAGUAUGUAUCUAUCACCGAUAUCAACGAUGGAACGCACUUUCGAAAAUCCAAAGGAUAAAUUACAACCGCCAUCAUUUAACGUGGUGAAACGGCAAAAAACCUAUUCAGCCAAGAAUCCGUUCCGACGGAAUUAUCUUGCAAGACGGGCUGCAUUUCCAUCGACUGUGUGCAACAGCAGAAGGCUUAGAAAGGUUAUAUUACAGGCAAUAACAACUGAUGUAUCAGAAUCGAAACGUAGCGUGAUGGAAGCAGCUGAAUAUGCCUAUCAUGGGAUUAAAUUUGACGUGAUUUGCGCUGAAGGUGAUUUCAGUUAUACCAUCCAUGCAAAGAAAUAUUGUGAAGUUACCAAAGAAAAUAUGACUUGUUUUGCAUUUCGAUAA